AUGACUCCGUCCAAUAUCUGCACAGCGAUCCUACUCAUCGCAAUCACUUGCACUGGUCACGUCAAGGCCUAUCUUCUCCCUAAAGAAGAAAUUGUUUGGAGGCAAGGAAUGCCAAUCGAGCGGGCGAUCCAGCAGCUCAAGGAGCGUGUCUCUGAGGCAUUGCAACAAAACACUGCGCUCCAGAAUCCACCAGUAGAUGUGUUUCCCCAGUUUUUCCGAGAUAUGGCGCUGAUAGGAAGAACAACCGGGCGAUCGGCAGCAUACCCUUUGACCGGACUCGAAUGGAACGCCUGGUAUGCCGGUGAGAUUGCACGCAUGCGUGCGCAUCGCCAAGCCUAUUACCGUACCGUCGAUGAGAUUCACAAUGAGGCUGCAGCGAUGAAUCCUGAUCGCAGACAGGGUCGAUCAAGCGCGAUCAGCUCUUUGGUCGCUGGAUAG
This is a messenger RNA of Mycosarcoma maydis (corn smut), 438 nucleotides long. RefSeq lists its product as uncharacterized. The coding region runs from base 1 to 438 and encodes 145 amino acids. NCBI's taxonomy places the organism in Eukaryota, Fungi, Basidiomycota, Ustilaginomycetes, Ustilaginales. The transcript is spliced from 3 exons. The record is from RefSeq and is a predicted model, not a curated record.